CGCAACUUAACUUCAGGGUUCCGCGCGGGAAGGCUAACCUCGUCCUGCGUGCGGAGCAGUCUCAGCGCAGCCGUCGGCCUGUCCCUGGUCUUCAAGCCUUCGGUCUUUUAGGCAAGAUGAGUGAUAAGCCAGACCUGUCUGAAGUGGAGAAGUUUGACAAGUCAAAACUGAAGAAAACUAAUACUAAAGAAAAAAAUACUCUUCCUUCAAAGGAAACUAUCCAACAAGAGAAAGAGUGUGUUCAAACAUCAUAAAAUGGGGAUCUCCUCCCAAGAGAAACUUCAACAUUGCUUGAGUGUCUUGGUUUCUGGCUUGUUUUUGGUAAACCUUUGUGUUGCAGAGAGUUUAGGCAUCUUCUGAUGUCUUCUCAUCCAUAAUCCCUGGCUAAGGGGUCAGGGGUAGCCAAUGUUCCCUUACAUUCAUUUUAAAACCUCCAUUUGUGCAUAAAUUCCAGCUGGCAGGUGCUGUCAAUAAUCUUACCAUUGAUGACCUUUGUGCUUGUAGUCCUUGCACCCACCACAGGAUAAGCCACUUUUAACUUUCUACAAUGGUUCCCUCUAUUGCUUUAUAAUCUUUAUGAAGUUGCAUGCUUUUACGUCUUCUCGUAGUUUAUUUUCAUUUCUAAUGGAGCAAUAAAAUAAUAAAUAUAAUCAGUAUGUUUAUAA
Molecule: messenger RNA, 665 nt
Organism: Camelus dromedarius (Arabian camel)
Lineage: Eukaryota; Metazoa; Chordata; Mammalia; Artiodactyla; Camelidae
Product: thymosin beta-15A
Exons: 3
Coding region: 117-254 (45 amino acids)
Biological process (GO): regulation of cell migration; actin filament organization
Cellular component (GO): cytoplasm
Molecular function (GO): actin monomer binding
Source: RefSeq, a predicted model, not a curated record